Molecule: messenger RNA, 570 nt
Organism: Aspergillus eucalypticola CBS 122712
Lineage: Eukaryota; Fungi; Ascomycota; Eurotiomycetes; Eurotiales; Aspergillaceae
Exons: 2
Coding region: 1-570 (189 amino acids)
Source: RefSeq, a predicted model, not a curated record
AUGGAUGCAUUACCGACUGUUUCCGACAUUCACGCCAGCCCCAAAACGGGCGGGGUUAGUUCCCAAGUGGAAGGAUUCCAGACCGCCUUCCUAUCGACAAACGCGGCUCUCCGGCCUGGCCAAUCGCCCCAAAGCUUCCGUGCUUAUGCCCUCGGAGACUUGAAGAGGAGUAAGGUACCUUACUCACCUACUAGGACUAGUACCUUGGUUCCUAGUACCUCCUGCAGUAGCACCUCACAGGUGCUUGGUGCCAGUCUCCAAAAUUCUCAAUGUUGCCUCCCACGGUGGACAAACAUCCAAGCAUCAUCACCGAUGAUGACGCCUGAUGACUGGAUGCCCCAAGUUGGGCCGCGGAAGUACUUCCUCGAACCCCUGCGCCCAAAGAUCACCAGCCACCAUAGAACCAUGGACUUUGCUGGCGGCCAAGAAGAAUCGGCGUUGGUCACGGUGGAGAAGGAUCCUGGAGAUACCGGAGACAAAGACAACCAGGAAAGAAAAGCCCACCACGCAGGUGAUGGUGGGUUCUGGCGGCAACGGAAAGACGCGGACGCCAAUGCACGGGGCCGCUGA